AUGUUACGCCGACUCAUCCCAGCAUUACCACGUCCCACCCAUCUUCACUACCGUCCAAUUGUAUAUAAACCGUUUCUCGGCAUCUCGACCGUCCAAUUCUCUACAAGCCAACCUCAAUUCCAACCUACAUCAAAGAAAAAGCAAACCAAAAUGGCAUCCGAAAGCAACGCCAACUUCAAGUUGGAGAAUCUCUUCAACGUCAAGGGCAAAGUGGCCCUCAUAACCGGCGGCGGCUCCGGCAUCGGCCUAAUGGCGACGCAAGCACUCGCCACCAACGGCGCCAAAGUAUACAUCACCGGACGAACCGAAGAAAAACUCACGCAAGUAGCAUCUCUGUACUCGCGCAACAUCCCCGGCGAAAUCAUCCCCCUAGUAUCCGACAUCACGUCGAAAGAAUCCAUCAGCAAGCUUGUCACGGACCUUUCGUCCCGCGAAGCCCACCUGGACAUCCUCAUCAACAACGCAGGCAUCUCCUCCUCGACAGACGACACGUCGCCCAACUCAGCCUCGGAAUUAAAGUCAACGCUCUUCGACGACGCCACGCCGUUUAGCGAAUGGGAAGACACGUACCGCACGAACGUCAUGCAGUUUUAUUUCACUACCACUGCGUUUUUGCCCUUAUUGCAAAAGGCCGCGGAGAAGGAAAAGGGGUGGAGUGGCACCGUGUUGAAUAUUACGUCGAUCUCGGGGAUCGUGAAGGUGUCGCAGCAUCAUUUCGCGUAUAAUGCGAGCAAGGCGGCGGCGAUUCAUUUGACGAAGAUGUUGGCGCAUGAGGUGGCGGAGAGUGGAUUGAGGAUUCGCGUGAAUAAUAUUGCUCCUGGGGUGUUUCCGAGUGAGAUGACGGCGGGGGAGAGUGAUGAGGGGCAGAAGAGUAGUUUGGAGAAGAGUAAAUAUGAGGGUAAAGUGCCGGCUGAUCGACCGGGUAAGGAUGAGGAUAUGGCUAGUGCGGUGUUGUUUGCGGUUACGAAUCAGUAUUUGAAUGGGCAGACGGUGGUUGUGGAUGGGGGGUAUGUGUUGAGGGCGGGGACUGUUUGAUUCUUCUUGUUGUGGGUAAUACUAUUGUUGUUGUUGUUGGUGAUAGUUAUAUAUGAUUGAGGUAUCCAAACAAC
Molecule: messenger RNA, 1109 nt
Organism: Aspergillus sclerotioniger CBS 115572
Lineage: Eukaryota; Fungi; Ascomycota; Eurotiomycetes; Eurotiales; Aspergillaceae
Product: SDR family NAD(P)-dependent oxidoreductase
Exons: 2
Coding region: 151-1035 (294 amino acids)
Molecular function (GO): oxidoreductase activity
Source: RefSeq, a predicted model, not a curated record